CCACCGCACAGUGGGUAUAUAACAGCCGCUCUCCAGGAGGUGAGAGCUGAACGAGCAGAUUAAUGACACAUCAGAAGAGCAGCACACAGAGUCACGUCAUCAAAGAGAAAAACCAACACUGGCCAACAGGUAUAAUCAUAAAUCUCAUCAGCGAUGGCUGCUGUUUUGAAUGCUCAUCAUAUUCUAAAAGGCCUCGGCCAUCUCCCCUCUAAUGCUAAUCAUCUGUGCUGUAAUGCCGAGGAUGACAACAACAACAAUGCCGAUAUACCAGAAGAUCCAUGCCUUCUCACAGUGAAGAAGACCUAUAUGGCAAAGCAGGAGACCACACAUGAAGAGAGGAGUGAGAGGGUUCAAACUCAAGCCAAAGAACAUCAACCUGAAGAUGCUCAAACAGAAGAAUCCACCACAGCAAUCUGGAAUAUCAGCACAAAGCUGCAGAGUGCUGCUUUAUCCAACAAUAGCAACCAAACAGAUAAAGCCAUGCCAAAGCCUAAAGCAUCUGUCAGUGUCACUGCUGCUAAAAGCUCUAUUUUUGAGAAGUGGGCAGCCAUGGACAGAGACAGUCAAAGACCACUGGCCAAGAGGCAGCUGUCAGAUGAGAGCAGAGCCCGCACUUCCAGAGCCAGGAAGAAGACUAUGGUGAGAGAGGAAAAGGUGCAGCCCAGCACCGGUCACUCUGCAAGCCAGAGAGAAAAUAUGACCACUUUGGCCAGGCCUUGGUCCAGAAGGAAACUGCAGAAGGAACUGCUCUCUCACAGUGAUUUCUGCAGAGUUGACACGUAUGCAGUCGAAACCGGCAAAGAGCUAAAGAGCAAGAAGAUCUUCUCAGUGCAGACUAUUGCCCAGGCCAUCACAGAGGGAGCGUCUACUGAUUUAGAAAGACUCCGUGCCAUCUGGAUCUGGCUCUGUCACAACAUCGAGUAUGAUGUGACUGGAUACCUGGGUCUGACCGAGAAAGUGUGCUCUCCUGAGAGGGUCAUUGAAACAGGUCGAGGAGUUUGCUGUGGAUACUCCAGCCUCUGCUUACAGAUGUGCAAGGAGGUGGGCAUUGAGUGCAGGGAGGUGGGUGGUCAUGGGAAGGGGGUUGGAUACAGACAGGGUCAGAGCUACCAGAACACGAAGUCCAGUCAUAUGUGGAAUGCAGUGAGUCUGGAGGGCUACUGGUACCUGCUGGACGCCUGCUGGGGUGCUGGGACCGUGGACAUGGACAACAAAGCCUUCAUUAAGAGGUAUGAUGACUUCUAUUUCCUGACUGAUCCAGAGGACUUCAUAAACUCCCACUGUCCGGAUGAGGAGGAGUGGCAGCUGCUGGAAAGCCCCAUUAAGCUGGAGGAGUUUGAGAAGAGGGUGCUGAAAACCUCCGAGUUUUACAGGCUCGGAUUAACGCUCAUCCACCCCAAACACUUCUCACUCAUUACAGAGGAUGGUGAGGCCUCCAUAUCGGUUGGAUUCUCUCAGCCAGUGGACUUCACCUAUCAGAUCUCCCAGCGCAGUGGAUCUGAACAGAAGGAGCUGAGCAGCUCUCUGGGUCUUCUGACCGUUGCUCAGUCCAGCAUGAAGCUCCGUGUGCUGCCUCCCACUGCGGGCACCUUUGACGUCAUGCUGUUUGCCCGCCCUGGAAACACUUCAGGACUGUUCAGCUGGGUGUGUUCGUUCCUCCUUGAGUGUCCUGAGCCCAAGCCUGCAGAGCAUCUCCCCGAGAACCCUUACCUCUGCUGGGGAAUUCAGCAAAAUGCUGAGGCACUGGGGGUCAAGUCCUGUAAGUAUGGCAGUGAAGCCAUUGUGCUAAAGUCAGGGACAUUUGAACUGGUUCUGCAGACAGCUAGGCCGCUCAUGAUGCUUUGCGAACUGAUCCAUAAGGACCUGGACAAGGCUCUGUCUAAGAGAUGCCUGGCCAAUCAGACUGAGAUGGACAAACUUACUUGUAACAUCCUUUGUCCUUAUACUGGUUAUUACAGACUGUCCAUAUUUGUCAGGGACUAUGAACGUGCUGGAGACAGCUUCCAAAAUGCUGGCAACUUUCUUCUUCACUGCACUAGCAACCCAGUCAACCUGAAUGAACUUUUCCCGCCCGCUCUUAGCAACUGUUGCGGCCCUGGCAUCAGAACCAGCGAGGCUGGCCUUUCUAAGUUCAGCCACCAGGGGGCAAUAGUGAGCACACAGCAGGGAAAGUGCAACAUCACUUUCCAGAACCAGUAUAAUUUGGACCUUCAUGCCAUUUUGACCAAAGAACAGCACAAGGUGCUCACAUAUCCGCUAUCCCGGUACAUCUUCUUCACCCACAAUGGCACCAAGGUUACUGUUAGCAUCACUCUGCCAGAGCCAGGGGUCUACAAGCUUGGCCUCUAUGGCAAGAGCACCUCCAGCCAGGACUUCAGCCCACUUUGUGACUUUAUUAUCCAUAACAGUUCAGAAAAUGCUUGGCCCCCUUUCCCCUGCCCCUACUCUGACUGGCAGAAGGGUAGUGUCUUGCUGGAGCCCCGCUCUGGCCUGCUGGAGCCGCUGUCCUGGGUCCAGUUCCGCGUGAAAGUGCCUGGUGUCCACAGGGUCAGCGCGCUGGCCGAGCAGAGAGUGGACCUGCAGCUCAACAAAAGCCGAGUGUGGGAAGGCGAGGUGUUCACGGGGACAGCAGCACAGGUCAAACUUGCAGCGAGUCAGGAGGAGAACUCCAACCAGAUGGCCAUCCUGAUGUGCUUUGAUGUGCUGCAGCCACGGAAUGAAAUGUAAAAGACAAAAAGAAACUUUAGAGACUUAAAAGCAAGUAAUAGUGAGGAAACAUUACAUGAUUCAGAAUUGAGGAUAACCAAAAAAAAGAGGGAUAUUUGAUUAUUUAUGUUAAACAAAGGUUAAGAUAUUUAUGUGACCGCUAAUUUCAGAGAAAUUAGCCUUUUAAAAACUUUAUAAGAUGAAGCUUGAGUGAUAACUGUGAAUGCAGUUUGUGUGAAUAUUUGGCAGCUUUUUUUUGCUUCUGUUUUGAUUUUACAUAAAGUCACUGUAGACUUUUUGGUAACAAUUUACUUAAACCCUGUAACAUUACAUUGACGUAAUCAUGCCAUACACAUGUCUGUCAUGAGUAAUAUAACAGUGAAUGCAUUUACAUGCACUUAAUAAUCUGAUAACUCAUCGGACAAAAAUCUGAUUUUUUUCAGUAAUUCGUUCAACAUGUUUACACGCAUUUGGGUAAUCAGAUAAUGGGAAAUCUCCAUGUCUACAUGAAUCAGCCAAUACUUAGAUUUUUGUUUUGCAAACAGCCAAUAAACUCAGAGAAGAAGAAGGACGUGACAUAAAAUUCUAACUUCAUGCGGCUACUUUUUAAAAAAGGAGUUACUUUGCUGAAAAAUUUAAACACUUCUAGAAAAUGAAGAAUAUUCUAAUUCAUUUAAUCAAGCACGUAGUUAGUUUCAAAAAUGUUUUUUUGCCAUUUUGUGGAUGCUGUACUAAAUGCUGCUUGCUGUUUCCAGGUCAGCUCAACCCUCUGUCUGUCAUGGGCAGAAUAAGAAAGUGAAAGAAAUCAUAGUAAGGGUAUAAAUGCACCCAGAAGACCCAAUUACUGAGCUAAAAUUCGGGUAUCUUUGUCAGAUUUCUUGAAAUCUGAUAAUUUCUUAAAAUCUGAUAAUGCCUAAUUCGAUCUAAGAAAUUAGGGUAUGCUUUUUACAUGACUGCUUGACUAAUCCAAUCUUGCUUGCUUGACUACAGUGAUCUGAUAAUGAUGGUAUUAUUGAUGUGCAUGUAAACACAUUCACUGCCAUGUUACAAUUACUGAUACUUGUCAUGACUGAUGACCACUUUGCUGUAGGGCAGUGUUUACAACACCUACCCUUCAUGACAGCUUAUUCCUAUAGGCAUUAGAAAUAGGCAUUAGGCAUUAGAAGUCAUCUGACAUAGGCAUCAAAUCAACAUAAAAUCAAAGUGGCUUUUAUGACAGAUGAUGGCUAUGGUAAUAAGCCUUUAUAUGUGCUCAUAUAGCUUUAGGUCAGUGGUCACGAUGAGUUUAUAUAGGUGUCAUAGCCUUUUGAACACUGCUUUACAGCUUUACCAUUUUUGCUAAGUGUACUGCAGUUAGAUGUCAUGACAGCAAACAUUAUGGCAACUAUCAUGACAAUUAUCAGUAAUGGUAACAUGACAUUGUUACUGAACGAAAUCUGUCACAACAGCUUAUGAUAGCUUAUGACAUCUACCCUGGCAUGAUUAUGUCGAUGUUUCAUAGAAAGGUUAGUGUAAAUACUUUUUGGGGUGUAAACAUAGCAAAUGUGAAAAAAAAAAACACUGGGCAGACUGUUUACACGCAACACACGCCAGGACAUUUCUGCAACAGCUAAAUUUAGAGGCUUGAAAGUUAUUUGCAAAUGAAAAAAUAAAACAAGUGAUGCUAUUUAGGCUUGAGUGAUAUCCAUGAAUGCAGUUUAUGAGGAAUAUUUGGCAGCUUUCAUGCUUGUUUUGAUAUUAAAUGAAGUUAGUGCCAUAUUGUAGACUUGUUUGGGUGUGAAUGUAACACAUUUCUUCUGCAAUGUGCUAAAACUUACCAUGUUGGAUCAUUCACAGUUAGCACAAUUAGGCUUGAAGGCGUAAAGCUGUAGCAAACAUGGAGACUUGUAAUAAAGUGCCAGAUUUCUAGUCCUUGCUUUAUGUUUUGAAGACAAACAAAAUGUGACACUCAUGAAAAUGAUAUUGGUGUGGUGUACCCGGUGUAACUGCAACUCUUAAAAACUCUUCAUGUUUAUGAAGUAACAUAUUUAGAUUGCAUUAUCAUUAUCCUCAUUAUCAUUAUUAUACUCUCAUUAUUGUCUUGUGUGUCAUAAUAAAGUACUUCUGAAAAAUCA
Messenger RNA from Colossoma macropomum (tambaqui), 4820 nucleotides. It is a transcript of the gene ky, whose product is annotated as kyphoscoliosis peptidase. NCBI's taxonomy places the organism in Eukaryota, Metazoa, Chordata, Actinopteri, Characiformes, Serrasalmidae. The coding region runs from base 154 to 2727 and encodes 857 amino acids. The record is from RefSeq and is a predicted model, not a curated record. The transcript has 8 exons.